Molecule: messenger RNA, 4496 nt
Organism: Xyrauchen texanus (razorback sucker)
Lineage: Eukaryota; Metazoa; Chordata; Actinopteri; Cypriniformes; Catostomidae
Product: mitoferrin-1-like
Exons: 4
Coding region: 102-1127 (341 amino acids)
Biological process (GO): iron import into the mitochondrion
Cellular component (GO): mitochondrial membrane
Molecular function (GO): ferrous iron transmembrane transporter activity
Source: RefSeq, a predicted model, not a curated record
CGAUGCUGAUAGUAAUGUGCUCGUUCAAGUUGCCGUUUCACAUCGUUGCCGCGUCUCAUCCGUGCGGUUGAACCCUGCUUUCCCAGCGUCCCCUUUCACGCAUGGAGUUGCGCACCGACACGGUGCUGGCGAGUCUGGAGAUGUCGGAGUUAAAAAGCGACGGCGGUUCGUCGGAGGGCGACGAGGAUUACGAGUGUUUGCCCGCGCACGCGUCCCUGUACACGCACAUGACAGCGGGCGCCGUGGCUGGAGUUCUGGAGCACACCGUCAUGUACCCCGUGGAUUCGGUCAAGACACGUAUGCAGAGUUUACAGCCAAACCCAAAGGCUCAGUACCGCAGUGUGUAUGGUGCACUAAAGAGGAUUGUGCGAACGGAGGGUCUCCUUCGGCCGCUGAGGGGCCUGAAUAUCACUGUGCUGGGGGCCGGCCCCGCCCACGCGCUCUAUUUCGCCUGCUACGAGCAAAUCAAACUCAGCCUUAGUGAUGCCAUACAGAAUGGAGGCAACAGUCACAUCGCAAACGGGGUUGCUGGAAGUGUUGCCACUGUCCUCCAUGAUGCAGUUAUGAACCCAGCAGAAGUGGUGAAGCAGAGGAUGCAAAUGUAUAACUCUCCAUACCGCAGUCUAUAUGACUGCGUACUUACUGUCAGUCGAAGGGAAGGCCUAGCCGCCUUCUACCGUAGCUACAGUACUCAACUCACCAUGAACAUCCCCUUCCAGGCUGUUCACUUCAUCACCUACGAGUUCAUGCAGGAACACUUCAACCCUCAGCGCCAGUACCGUCCUGAAACGCACAUCCUAUCCGGAGCGGCAGCGGGAGCAGUGUCUGCCGCCGUGACGACGCCAUUAGACGUGUGUAAAACUCUAUUAAACACACAGGAGAACGUAUCGCUCAGUUCUGCGCAUGUUAGCGGACAUCUCUCGGGUAUGGUCAAUGCGCUACAGACAGUUUACCGCCUAGGAGGCAUGCCAGCAUUCUUUAAAGGCAUCAGAGCGCGAGUGAUUUAUCAGAUGCCAUCUACAGCAAUCGCCUGGUCCGUGUAUGAGUUCUUUAAGUACUUUCUAACUCAACAUAAAGCACACAUCCAGGAACCGGGAAGGAACAUGGAUAAGGCUGGAACCACAUGAAAGUGCAACCUUUAGGCCUGUUAGCACUAAUUCGAAAGGCCCUGCUGAUCCAAAGAGGAGAGGAUUGAAGAAUGUGGGUAUAUUUAAUGUGUAUGCGUCUUAUUGAAGAGGCCUUUGGUUCAAUUAGGAAUGUAAUCACUAAUUUCUUAUGUAGAGAAGACUCCAGCAUCUCUAGUUUAUUUUUUUUGGAUAACACAUUAAUUUAUUGGAAGAGUUUAUUGUUGUUACAAGAAUAGGGGAUGUAUGGGCAUUGCACACUAUGGAACAUAACUGCUAUACAGAUAAUGUUAGUCAUGUUUCAACCCACCUAACACAUAUUUAUGAUUGCAAAUGAUAUUAUAUACAUACUUGUUUACAUUACAUAUUAUAUACACAUGCUUAUUUAUAUAUAUUUUAAAGACGUCAUCUUCUCAAUGACGAUCAAAUGUUAUGUUUAACUUCACUCCGUUUAUUUGAUUGGCUUUUCUGGGCUUAUGGGUUAGAUGAGUCACAUCUGUUUGUCUUUAUCUAGAUGUGUGUUUUUAAAGGACAUUCCUGAGUUCUGUUGCGGAAUUAACCGACCAAAUGUUUCAUUUUAAUGCCUAACCACUGUCGAAAAGCCGUAUGGGCUUCAAACCCUGCAUUCAACAGAGGUUUUUAACCUCAAAAUGUGUCUUAUCCUGAUUAGAAAAUCUCUACCAUCCAGUGAAAAGAUCAUGUGGGAUGUCAGAUCUCAGUUUUCAUAGAUUCAUCCCAAAGAUGAUUUUAAACUCACUAAGUUAUUAAAACUAUUGAUUUUUUACAUUUGAGUUUCCUAAGACUGAAUUGGAUCCCAGGUAAAUCAAAUUUGCCUGAUUUCACAGCUGUAGGUAACCUGAAGCACUUACUAAUUGUGUAUUGUGUCCUCUUAUUUAUUAGAAGUGAUGAUAUUCAGUUUAGAAAUGAGAGGUAGUUCAGGCAGUGGAAAGCUGUGAUCGAAUAGCUGAAAUCGGCAAGUUUUGUAUGUGGUAACUCUAGAUACUUUAUCUUUUAGGACAUAAUUGUCAUUAUAUAUUACCAAUCAAGACUAGCAUAUAUUAAGACUCCUAAACUUCAGUGUGGAUGAAAGUUUUGUGGUUGCAGUUUAAAAACACAGCCUAGAAUUAUAUCUUUGUUCAUAAAAAAAAGUACAUAGGAGGAUGCAGAAUUUCACAUUCUGUUUUACAAAUCUUUGGCCAUUUUGCCACAACUUGUAGGUAUGCUUGGGGUCAUUGUCCAUUUGGAAGACCCAUUUGCAAUGAGCUUUAACUUCAUGGCUGAUGUCUUGAGAUGUUGCUUCAAUAUAUCCACAUAAUUUUCCUUCCUCAUGAUGCCAUCUAUUUUGUGAUGUGCACCAGUCCCUCCUGCAGCAAAGCACCCCCACAACAUGAUGCUGCCACCCCCAUGCUUCACGGUUGGGAUAGUGUUCUUUGGCUUGCAAGCCUCACCCUUUUUCCUCCAAAUAUAAUGAUGGUCAUUAUGGCCAAAAAAGUUACGUUUUUGUUUCCUCGGGCUAGAGGAAAUUUCUCCAAAAAGUCCCCAUGUGCACUUGCAAACUGUAGUCUGGCUUUUUUAUGGUGGUUUUGGAGCAUUGGAUUUUUCCUUGCCUUUUCGAGCAGCCUUUCAGGUUAUAUUGAUAUAAGAAUCGUUUUACUGUGGAUAUAGAUACCUGUCCACCUGUUUCCUCCAGCAUUUUCUGUAUAUCAACUGUAUAUAUAUUCACCGAUCAACCACAACAUUAAAACCACCUAAUAUUGUGUAAUUCCCACUCGUGGUGCCAAAACAGCUCUGACCCAUCGAGGUAUGUCUCCACAUGACCUCUGAAAGUGUGCUGUGGAUUCUGGCACCAAGACUUUAGCAGCAGAUCCUUCAAUCCUGUAAGUUGCAUGGAUUGGACUUUUUGGUCCAGCACAUCUCAUAGAUGCUCAAUCGCAUUUAGAUCUGGGGUAAUUGGAGACCAAGUCAACACCAACUCUUUGUCAUAUUCUUAAACCAUUCCUGAACAAUUUUUGCAGUGUGGCAGGUUGCAUUAUCCUGCUGAAAGAGGCCACUGCCAUUUGAAAACACCGUUACAAUGAAGGGGUGUAUGUGGUCUGCAACAAUCAUUAGGUAGGUGAUAAGUGUCAAAGUAACAUCCACAUGAAUGCCAGGACCCAAGGUUUCCCAACCGAGCAUUGCUGAGCAUCACUCUGCCUCCGCAGGCUUGCCUUCUUCCCAUAGUGUAUUCAGCUGCAUCUCCUCCCCAGGUAAACGAUGCACACGCACCUGGCCAUCCACAUGAUCUAAAAGGUAACGUGAUUCAUCAGACCAGGCCACCUUCUUCAAUUGUUCCUGGGUCCAGUUCUGACGCUCAUGUGCCCAUUGUAGUCGCUUUCGGCGGUGGACAGGGGUCAGCAUGGGCACUCUGACUGGUCUGCGGCUGCUCUGCACUGUGCUCUGACACCUUUCUAUCUUGGCCAUUAUUAAGUUUUUCAUCAAUUUGUGCUACAGUUGCUCUUUUGUGAGAUCAGACCAGACGGGCUAGUCUUCACUUCUCACUCGCAUCACUGAGCCUUGGGCACAUGACCCUGUCGUCUGUUCACUGGAUGUCCAUCCUUGGACCUCUUUUGGUAGAUACUAAACACUGCAUACCAGGAACACCCCACAAGACCUGCAGUUUUGGAGAUGCUCCGACCCAGUCCUCUAGCCAUCACAAUUUGGACCUUGUCAAAGUCACAAAGUCCUUACACUUGCCCAUUUUUCCUGCUUCCAGCACAAGAAAUUCAAGAAAUGACUGUUCAAUUGCUGCCUAAAAUGUCCCUCCCCUUGUCAGGUGCCAUUGUAAGGAGAUAAUAAAUGUUAUUCACGUCACCUGUCAGUGUUGUGUGUGUGUGUGUGUCUGUCUGUGUGUAUAUACUGUAUAUCAUUUUCUUUUUUCAUAAUAAAAAGUCUACUAUUAAUAUUUUUCAUUUUUUUUUUUUUUUUUGCAUCGUGACAUUUUCAAAACAAUUUUGCUGUCAAAUUCCCUUUACCAUAGACCAUCCAGAUGUUUACUUUUAAAGUUGUUUUUGUAAUGGUCAUCAUUCUCAAUUAUGGAUUUUAUUAGUUUCUUAUUAGUGUAAUACAGUUUGACAGUAAAACAUUUAUCAUUAAAAUCAAGAUAAAUUUAAGACAGUAUGCCAAAUACUACCAUAAUGUAUAAAUUCAAUUUAUAAAAUAUAUUUUUGUAUCCAACUAGUUAAAAAAAAUAUUUUAAAAUAACAUAUAUAUUUGACUGUACAUUAAAAAAUAAUCGUAAUUGUUGUUAUUAUUUUAUCAGUAAAUUUGAAUCUCAUUUCUUUAAGCAAAACAGCAUUUAAUAUAUAUAUAUAUAUAUAUAUAUAUAUAUAUAUA